Odontomachus brunneus is the source of this 952-nucleotide messenger RNA. Its product is annotated as pyridoxine-5'-phosphate oxidase-like. Gene Ontology annotation, molecular function: FMN binding; pyridoxamine phosphate oxidase activity. Gene Ontology annotation, biological process: pyridoxal 5'-phosphate biosynthetic process; pyridoxine biosynthetic process. NCBI's taxonomy places the organism in Eukaryota, Metazoa, Arthropoda, Insecta, Hymenoptera, Formicidae. The coding region runs from base 169 to 822 and encodes 217 amino acids. The record is from RefSeq and is a predicted model, not a curated record. The transcript has 6 exons.
CACGUGUCGACCAAACGCAGAAGUGUUUUGCGCAGAAUCAUCGUCAGCAACGAAAGGGUGGGAUGUAAGGCAGAUCGAUGAGACGAAAUGUUAGGCGCAACCGUAAGUUGAGAAUAUAAUUCUACGGACAGCUGCCGAGGAAAGUGGUGUCGUGCUUUUCUGUUCCUGAUGGAGAAGACAAUAAAUGUCGAUUGUGCGGGCCUCGCACGUAUCGAUCCGCUUGACGAUCCUGUGGAUCUCUUCAAGGUGUGGCGUAACGAAGUAAUAACAUUCCAUGAAGGAAUAGUUGACGUUUGUUGUCUGGCGACUCUUUCCAAAGAUUACAAGAUUAGUUCGAGAAAUUUACUGCUACGUGAAUUUGAUAAUGACGGUUUUAUCAUCAUGACAGACGCGCGUAGCCGAAAAGUCGAUGAUAUGGAGCAUAAUCCGUACACUGCCAUGUGCUUCUUAUGGAACUACAAGAACGACAAACAGCAUAAAGUUUCACGACAGGUGAGAAUAGAAGGACCGAUGAAAAGACUAGAAAAACCGGCUUAUGAAUAUAUGUACGACAAGGAACCAUUGUACUGCAAAAUCCGAUCUUACCUGUGUCAUCAAGACCAGCCAGCCGACUGGGACGAUUUGAAUCGUCGGUACAAUGAAAUAUUAGCUGAAGCAAAGAACGGAGAAAAUUUGUCGAUGCCAGAUCACUACGUCGCUUACAAAUUGGCACCCGAGAUGAUGGAAUUUUUUUAUGCGUGGGACGAGUUAAUCGCCGAUCGAAUACGUUUCGAGAAGAAUAAAUUAACUGGACGUUGGGAACAUCAGAGAAUAGCAGCGUAAUUUUGUAUAAAGUCUCAUCGUCAUGAUGUCGAUUUUGUCGUCUUCCUCUUGGAUUUUCGGAUAUUUAAAAUGAUCGAAAAACUUGUAAUACUUUAAAAGUUGUUAUAUAACCACAUUGCAUAAUAAGGUA